Pestalotiopsis fici W106-1 is the source of this 945-nucleotide messenger RNA. RefSeq lists its product as uncharacterized. Lineage: Eukaryota; Fungi; Ascomycota; Sordariomycetes; Amphisphaeriales; Sporocadaceae. Gene Ontology annotation, cellular component: CCAAT-binding factor complex. The transcript has a single exon. Gene Ontology annotation, molecular function: DNA-binding transcription factor activity, RNA polymerase II-specific; RNA polymerase II cis-regulatory region sequence-specific DNA binding. The record is from RefSeq and is a predicted model, not a curated record. Gene Ontology annotation, biological process: regulation of transcription by RNA polymerase II. Bases 1 to 945 code for a protein of 314 amino acids.
AUGAUGGACUACGCCCAAUACCAGCAACCACCACAAUCGGCGCACUCGCAGGGACACAUCCAAUCAGGUUACACGAAUUCGAAUACUGGCAAUACCAUCACAUCGCCCACAAGCCACAGCAUACAUCAGCACGGUGUCCAGACCUCUCCCAUUCUAGCUUCUUCUCACCAACCAGCUUCAGCAAACCAAGGACACAACAUGUACUCCACGCAGUACAGCGUCCCCCAGCAGGGCAUGCACUAUGGCGUCCCUGGAAUCCAGGCCGCCGCCAUGGCCGCAACUGCUGCUGCCGCCGGUGGCACGCCGUAUGGCAACUACAUGUCUUCGGAUCCUAGCCUCACGCAGAGCUCGCCGCGACUCGGCACCGGUGUCAAUGCGAAGAAGGAUGCACACGGCCCACGAUCCCCGCAACAAAUGAACCAGAUGCCAGCCCGCCGGCUGAGCCAAGUCACGAGUCCCGGUGUACCAAAUGCCUCGAUGUUGAAUCAUGGUCGACCUUCAGCAGUACCACCGCCAAUGCCCGCGGCGCAAUCUCUCCCGCAGCCACAAUCACCAGAGAUGCCCGCCGGUGCCGAGGAGUCGCCCCUCUACGUCAACGCGAAACAAUUCCACCGCAUCUUGAAGCGCAGAGUUGCUCGUCAACGUCUGGAAGAAGCAUUGCGCCUGACUAGCAAGGGUCGGAAGCCAUACCUACACGAAUCGCGACACAACCAUGCUAUGCGCCGGCCGCGCGGUCCUGGUGGUCGUUUCCUGACCGCUGACGAGGUCGCUGAGAUUGAGAAGAACAAGGGCUCCGAUGAGAAGGAAGAGGAUUCGUCUUCGCCGCCUGCCAAGACUGGUACCAAGCGGAAAUCAGAAUCAGGAUCAACUGCUUCAAGCAAGAAAGCGAGACUAGAGGAAACUCCCGACGACGACGACGAUGAAGAUGCCGAAGGCGACAACUAA